AUGGACCUUCAAAUCAGCUUGGGCAACCUGGCAGUAUCCCAGCCCUCGUGCAACAUUAGGGUGGUAUGGCAGUUAGGCACCGAAAGGGUGCCACAGCUGAACGAUAGUAGAGAGCUAUGCUCAAAAAUAAGCCCAAAAUUUUUACCACCUUUUCACAGUAACGAAAAACGAAGUGCUCACUUACUUCUCCUGACAUCAGUGGAUAGCAAUGUCCUGUUAAACGUCUUAUUGAUGUGUGAAUGCUAG
Opisthorchis viverrini is the source of this 246-nucleotide messenger RNA. RefSeq lists its product as hypothetical. NCBI's taxonomy places the organism in Eukaryota, Metazoa, Platyhelminthes, Trematoda, Opisthorchiida, Opisthorchiidae. The transcript is spliced from 2 exons. The record is from RefSeq and is a predicted model, not a curated record. The coding region runs from base 1 to 246 and encodes 81 amino acids.